Meyerozyma guilliermondii ATCC 6260 is the source of this 591-nucleotide messenger RNA. RefSeq lists its product as uncharacterized. The transcript has a single exon. The record is from RefSeq and is a predicted model, not a curated record. Bases 1 to 591 code for a protein of 196 amino acids. NCBI's taxonomy places the organism in Eukaryota, Fungi, Ascomycota, Pichiomycetes, Serinales, Debaryomycetaceae.
AUGAUUUUGUCAUUUUGUCAUUUUUUGUCUGCCAUUGUUACUCUCGCUUCGCUCGCUUGCUUAUUCAUUUUCUCGCUACUCGUUCGCUCGCUGCUCAUUCGUUUAUUCUAUUUAUCUGUAUGGAGCGUCAGCAUCAAUACAGUAUUGCAAUUCUUGCUCCCACUUAUCACCAUUCUCCAACAACUUCUCCUUAUUAUACAACAACUCCUCUCUGGUCUCGGUCGCAUACUCCACAUUUGGAGACUCCACGAUGGCAUCCACGGGACACGAUUCCUGACAGUAGCCACAGUAGAUACACUUGGUCAUGUCAAUGUCGUACUUGUAGGUUCUUCUCAGUCCAUCGGCACGUUCUUCUGCCUCGAUGGUGAUGGCUUGUGCUGGGCAAAUAGCUUCACACAACUUACAUGCAAUACAUCUCUCUUCACCGCUGGGGUAUCUCCGCAAAGCGUGUUCUCCUCUGAAUCGGGGAGAGAUGGGUCCCUUUUCAAAUGGGUAAUAGAUGGUAUAUGGAGCUCUGAAGAACAUCUCCAUACAGAUGUACAUUCCUCUGGCAAUUUCACUCAAGAAAAAAAACUUGGUGGCCUUGGAUAA